Molecule: messenger RNA, 1631 nt
Organism: Nanorana parkeri
Lineage: Eukaryota; Metazoa; Chordata; Amphibia; Anura; Dicroglossidae
Gene: KYAT3
Product: kynurenine aminotransferase 3
Exons: 14
Coding region: 93-1448 (451 amino acids)
Biological process (GO): biosynthetic process
Cellular component (GO): mitochondrion; cytoplasm
Molecular function (GO): L-kynurenine:2-oxoglutarate transaminase activity; pyridoxal phosphate binding
Source: RefSeq, a predicted model, not a curated record
CGUCCCUUUCCUCUCAUGCUGGUUACUGAAGUUUAUAGGGACAGAUUGGACGCGGCUGGUUCAGAUCCUCUGUAAUAUCACACGUGACCAGCAUGUUGAUUGCAUUUCGUUCUGUCUGCCGCCUUGGGAAUGGCGCUCAAUUGCUGAAGACAGUUCAUUCCUCUCGCUUCCUCAGGUUUUCCACUGCAGGAAUUAUGUCUUCAGUGCACAAAAAUACUAAACGGAUCCAGGGAAUUGAUGGCAAUGUAUGGGUUGAGUUUACAGCCCUUGCUGCGGAUCCCUUGGUAGUCAAUCUUGGCCAGGGAUUUCCAGACAUAUCACCUCCAUCUUACGUCAAAGAAGGUCUCGCUCAAGCAUUAACUGUGGACAGACUGAAUCAGUACACACGAGGCUUUGGUCACCCACCGCUGGUAGAUGCUCUUUCUCAGGUUUAUGGCAAAGUGACUGGAAGAAAGAUAGAUCCAAACAAAGACAUCCUUGUGACAGUGGGGGCAUAUGGAUCCAUUUUCUGUGCAAUCCAGGGGCUUGUAGAAGAAGGCGAUGAAGUGAUAAUUAUUGAGCCCUUUUUUGACUGCUAUGAUCCCAUGAUAAGGAUGGCUGGGGCCACACCUGUCCACAUUCCACUGAGAUGUAAAGAUAGUGGAAAAGGAACCUUAUCAAGUGCUGACUGGGCUUUAGACCCCGAAGAACUAGCCAGCAAAUUCAAUUCUAGGACAAAAGCAAUCCUAGUAAACACUCCAAACAAUCCUAUGGGCAAGGUGUAUACAAAGGAAGAACUACAGGUCAUUGCAAACUUGUGUAUAAAACAUGACACGAUCUGUUUUAGUGAUGAAGUUUACGAGUGGCUGGUGUUCUCUGAAAGCCGGCAUGUAAAAAUAGCAACUUUACCAGGGAUGUGGGAAAGGACUAUAACAAUAGGAAGUGCAGGAAAAUCAUACAGUGUUACAGGAUGGAAGCUUGGUUGGUCCAUUGGUCCUGAGCAUCUUAUUAAACAUUUACAAACGGUCCAUCAGAACCUCAUAUACACCUGCCCUACUCCAUUACAGGAGGCCCUGGCCAAUGCUCUCUUCAAGGACUUUAAAAGGAUGGAUGAGCCAGAAUGCUAUUUCAACUCACUACCUCGGGAACUACAAGCCAAGCGUGACCGAAUGGCUCGCUUGCUUCAGGAAGCUGGACUACAGCCAGUCGUUCCAGAAGGAGGAUAUUUCAUAAUCGCAGAUGUUUCUGUACUUGGUGUGGAUCUUUCUGAAGAAAAAGGUGAUGAACCUUAUGAUUACAAAUUUGUAAAGUGGAUGAUUAAAACAAAGAAACUAGCUGCUAUUCCAGUAACUGCUUUUUGUGGCUCUGAGUCCAAGAAACAGUUUGAGAAAUAUAUCAGAUUCUGUUUUAUUAAGCGAGAUGAGACACUGGACGCUGGUGAGAAGAUCUUGAAAAACUGGAAUAAAUGAAAUGACAAAUUUGAGCAUUAGACCAAUUCAGGAGCAAUGACUAUCUACAUAAACUGUAUUCAGUGUUCUGAUGCUGGUGUGACAAACAGCAUCAGGUAAUCAAAUGUAAUCUGUGCUGCUGUUUUUAUAUAGAUUGUUGUUUUUAUGGAAAGGGAGCUGUAAAUAAACUUCUUAUCUAAUUUU